Molecule: messenger RNA, 303 nt
Organism: Tilletiopsis washingtonensis
Lineage: Eukaryota; Fungi; Basidiomycota; Exobasidiomycetes; Entylomatales
Exons: 5
Coding region: 1-303 (100 amino acids)
Source: RefSeq, a predicted model, not a curated record
AUGCGCAUUUCCAAGGCGCCAAAGGGCAGCAUCGGCGACGUGCGCGGCGUGCUAGACCCGUCGACGUGGGGCAAGCCGCACGCUGCGUUUCCCAAGACGGCCGCGUGCUCGAUCAAAAAGCGCUUUGCAGCGCACCAGAUCGUCAUGAACGUCGACGUCUGCGGCCCCUUCGUCGAGGGCUUCUGGCAGACUGACGGCUGCGGCGCGCCGCAGACAUGUCCGCAGUGGUCGAUGGACAAUCCGGGCGCAUUCAACGAGGCCUACUUUGACCUGAACCAGGCUGGCUUCUGGAAGCUCAUCUAG